CCAGAGAAGUGCGAAAACUUAACGUCAUAUUAAGUAGCCGGAAAUCGCAGUUGGGAGCGCAUCCGCAGACAAAGAUGUCGGGGCUGCUGAAGAAGACAACCGGCCUGGUGGGCCUGGCAGUGUCUCACAACCCACAUGAGCGCCUGAAGGUUCUCUACUCAAAGAUCCUGGCAUCGCUGCAGACCAUGCCCCAGGACGCCGCCUACAGGAAGUACACAGAGCAGCUAGUCAACGAUCGCUUCAACCAUGUCAAAACGGAGCCUGAUGUUGAAAAGCUGGAGAAGAAAAUAAACUGUGGUCAGAUUGAAGAAGUCAUCUUCCAGGCAGAGUGUGAGCUGGCUCUGUCCAGGAAGAUGUCCGAGUGGAAACCAUGGGAGCCGCUGAUAGAAGAGCCUCCUCCCAACCAGUGGAAAUGGCCCAUCUGAGUACACCUGUGUAUACUGCCCCUGUCAUACUGUGUGUGUGUGUGAGUAAGAUCAAUGCUUCUAAUGAAGUAAUGUACAAAUAAAAGUCCUGCAAACAUU
Molecule: messenger RNA, 524 nt
Organism: Toxotes jaculatrix (banded archerfish)
Lineage: Eukaryota; Metazoa; Chordata; Actinopteri; Toxotidae
Gene: ndufa5
Product: NADH:ubiquinone oxidoreductase subunit A5
Exons: 5
Coding region: 75-425 (116 amino acids)
Biological process (GO): respiratory electron transport chain
Source: RefSeq, a predicted model, not a curated record